Theobroma cacao (cacao) is the source of this 1173-nucleotide messenger RNA. It is a transcript of the gene MED6, whose product is annotated as RNA polymerase transcriptional regulation mediator-like protein. Gene Ontology annotation, cellular component: mediator complex. Gene Ontology annotation, molecular function: transcription coregulator activity. NCBI's taxonomy places the organism in Eukaryota, Viridiplantae, Streptophyta, Magnoliopsida, Malvales, Malvaceae. Gene Ontology annotation, biological process: regulation of transcription by RNA polymerase II. The record is from RefSeq and is a predicted model, not a curated record.
AAUUUACCUGUAGUUUGGCAUUUUGAGAAUUAAGAAGCAACGACCCUGUAUCUCGACGGAUAAAAGCCCCCGAAUAGGAGAACCCCAAUUAUGGCCACGCCACCGGUUGCGCCACCGCAGGCGGCGGCAGCAGGGAAUUUCGAAGCGCCACCACCUCUGCCGAUGCAGCCUCCUGGAACAGACAUGACAGGUAUAUGUUUCAGAGACCAAUUGUGGCUAAACACGUAUCCUCUUGAUCGAAACUUGAUUUUCGAUUACUUUGCUCUGUCUCCGUUCUAUGACUGGACUUGCAACAACGAGCAGCUGAGGAUGCACUCCAUUCACCCUCUGGACAUCUCUCAACUUUCGAAAAUGACCGGCGUGGAGUACAUGCUUAGUGAAGUUAUGGAGCCAAACCUCUUUGUUAUCCGUAAGCAAAAGAGGGACGGUCCAGAGAAAGUCACGCCAAUGCUGGCAUAUUAUAUUUUGGAUGGUUCCAUUUACCAAGCACCACAGCUUUGCAAUGUCUUUGCAGCUCGAGUUGGACGUGCUCUCUACUAUAUAUCAAAAGCUUUUACUACUGCUGCAUCAAAAUUGGAGAAGAUCGGUUAUGUUGAUACUGAAAAUGAGAGUGAAACUUUUGAAUCAAAGGGUGGUAAAGAGACUAUUGACUUUAAGGAAGUUAAGCGCGUGGAUCAUAUUCUCGCCUCCUUACAGCGAAAGUUACCACCAGCUCCUCCACCACCCCCAUUUCCUGAAGGCUUUAUUCCCCUUGCAACAGCAGAAGCAGAGAAAGACCCAGAAAAUCAGCAAGCCGUAGAAACUCAACCUCCUGCCAUUGAUCCCAUUAUUGAUCAAGGUCCCGCUAAGAGAAUGAAAUUUUGAAGUAGAGAAGCCAACGCCUUGUUUUUCCCGUUUUAGUACAGCAUUAGAACUUUUUUAGACUUGUAUUAGCAGCUAGCUGAGGAAAGGGAAUUUCUAAGGUCAUGAGAAGGCUGUUGAAUUGUUAGCUAAUCUCAUCCUUGGUAACUAAUUUAACCGCAUCUGGUCUCAAGCAAUGUCAAACUCAAUCAUCCAGGCCUUAAGCUGCAUUCCAGUGUGAUUAUGUAACACAAUGAGAUUCAUUUUCCCAAGACGUGGUUUAUUCUCCAUGUUCCUUAUCCUUUUUAAACGUCGAGAUAUGGGUUUAGACGA